Microtus ochrogaster (prairie vole) is the source of this 921-nucleotide messenger RNA. RefSeq names its product outer dense fiber of sperm tails 1 (gene Odf1). Lineage: Eukaryota; Metazoa; Chordata; Mammalia; Rodentia; Cricetidae. The record is from RefSeq and is a predicted model, not a curated record. Gene Ontology annotation, cellular component: outer dense fiber.
GGGGUCACAGAACACCAGCUUUAAAGUAAGUGAAUCAUGUGUGGCUCAUUUAAUUUUAAAGGAGGCCUCUGAGCAGAGCUUAGAACAAUUUUUUCCUCUGAGUGCCAUUUCCCAAAGGUACUCACAGAACAAUAAGGUGUGACCAUAAUGGCCGCACUGAGUUGUCUUUUGGACAGUGUUAGAAGGGACAUAAAGAAGGUGGACAGAGAAUUAAGGCAACUGAGAUGUAUCGACGAGCUCAGCUCCCGCUGCCUGUGCGACCUCUACAUGCACCCGUACUGCUGCUGUGACCUGCACCCCUACCCCUACUGCCUCUGCUACUCCAAGCGAUCCCGCGCCUGCGGCCUGUGCGACCUAUACUACCCGUGCUGCCUGUGUGACUACAAGCUGUACUGCCUUCGCCCAUCGCUCCGCAGCCUGGAGAGGAAAGCGAUCUGCGCCGCUGAGGACGAGAAAAAAGAGCUGGUCAAACUCAGAAGGACCACCAACAGAAUCCUGGCCUCAUCUUGCUGCAGCAGCAACAUCUUGGGAUCGGUUAACGUGUGUGGCUUUGAGCCCGACCAAGUCAAAGUGCGCGUCAAAGAUGGGAAGGUCUGUGUGUCAGCCGAGAGGGAGAACAGGUACGACUGCCUCGGAUCCAAAAAGUACAGUUACAUGAACAUCUGCAAAGAGUUCAGCUUGCCGCCAUGCGUGGACGAGAAAGACGUGACGUACUCCUACGGGCUCGGCAGUUGCGUCAAGAUCGAGUCUCCCUGCUACCCUUGCACAUCUCCCUGCAACCCCUGCAACCCUUGCAGCCCCUGUAGCCCCUGCGGCCCCUGCGGCCCCUGUGGCCCCUGCGGUCCCUGUGGCCCCUGUGACCCUUGCAACCCCUGCUACCCUUGUGGAAGCCGAUUCUCCUGUAGGAAGAUGAUCUUGUAA